CUGUUGUGGGCGCGAAAAUCACACUAGACACGUGUAGUUUACAAUACAAAUUACAAAUAAAUUUGAAUGCAGUUUACUGUUUAGUUCCAAAGUUUUUUAUGUUAAAAAGUAACGACAGAAGUAUAUGAUAAAUAAUAAUAAUUCGCAGAGUAUAUUUUUCACAUUUGUUCUGCAUAGACCGGACUUGAAUAAAUUAAUAACAAGGAAUGCCUUCCAUUUAGCUUAGUAUACGUUUUAAUUUAAUUAGCCUUCUGGAUGUGAAAUUUUUUUUUUUAAAUUAUUAAUUCAAUCAACUCAGUUCCGGUGGUCAAAAUUAUUCCCCAAUAAUUAUUUAAAUUUUGUGUGUUGAAAAAUAUCUAUGCAUCAUGAAGAGUGUACGUGUGUUGUUUCGUCCAGUGUCUACCGAAUCCAAAAGCGAUUUAGGUGUUCUGUUUAAGAAAAUGAACAGAGAUAGCAAGCUAAUGUUUGGAGAUCUUUUGGAAACUAGCAAAAUAAAAAAGAAACGUAUAUAUGCUACAAGUCGUAUACAAACCGAUAACAAACAAAAAAACGACGACUUCCUUAAGAACAUACAGUCAAACAUUAGUAUUUCGAAAAGUAACGAUCUAAAAAACCAUUGCAGUUUCGUAAAUGAUUCGAAGCAAUUGUUAAUCGAAGAAGACCGCUGCAGCUUUGCUCAGCUGUGUGAUACGACAGGAGAAAAUGUUUCAAACUACAAAUUUCCUUCCGUUACAUACAUCCUUAAUGAGACAAUGUCAGAAAAGUCGAGGGCUGCAUUGGAAAACUGGAAGAAGGGCAUGAUUGAAAAAUUAGGAGAAGAAGGGUUUAUCAAAUUUAACAGAGAACAAAUGGACAUGGGCAGUCAGAUGCAUAGUAAAAUUCAGUCAUACCUAUUGGACCAAGAACCCUCUAUUAGUAGUUAUACCGAAGUUGAAAACUGUUGGAAAAGUUUGGAAUGCGUCAUUCCGAAUAUUUCAUCAGCAGUAUUAGUGGAAAAAAUGGUGGUACACAACGAUCUCGAGUACAAGGGUAUAGUCGAUUGCGUUGCGUUUUAUAGAAACACACCAGUGGUAAUAGAAUGGAAAAAAUCAUCUCGGCCCAAACCUAGUUUGUACUCUACCUUCGAUGCUCCCAUCCAAUUAGCUGCGUACAUGGGCGCCGUGAACAACGACCCUUCGUAUAGUUUUAAAGUUGAAGAAGGCUUAGUCGUUAUCGCAUACAGUGACGGUCAUCCGGCCAAUGUAUUUAAACUGACCAAAGAAUUAUGCCUUACUUAUUGGUCCGCUUGGAUACAACGACUAAAUACAUUCAAACAAAGUCGUGGUAAUAAUGUUUUGUGAUUGUAUUAUAGUAGUAGUGAGUUUAGACAGAUAAAUGUAUACAGGAAAACCGAUCAUUCCGGUUUGCUCUCUUCCGACUCUUCGGGUACUUUGACUUUCUCUGCCAUUUCCACAAACUUUUUACCGAGUCUAAAUGUUAAAAAAAAAUAUAUGUGAUAAUUUCUUACAGAUAGUUAAUAGUACUGAUUUCAAUAGUAAAAAACGUAGUAUGUAUUAACUACAGAGAAUGACAUAAUUCAAUUUAUGUAAUUGUUUACAAAAAGGAAGUAAAUAUAAAAUAAUUAAUGU
Messenger RNA from Adelges cooleyi (spruce gall adelgid), 1628 nucleotides. Its product is annotated as mitochondrial genome maintenance exonuclease 1-like. Gene Ontology annotation, molecular function: single-stranded DNA exodeoxyribonuclease activity. The transcript has 6 exons. NCBI's taxonomy places the organism in Eukaryota, Metazoa, Arthropoda, Insecta, Hemiptera, Adelgidae. Gene Ontology annotation, cellular component: mitochondrion. Gene Ontology annotation, biological process: mitochondrial DNA replication. The record is from RefSeq and is a predicted model, not a curated record. Bases 366 to 1340 code for a protein of 324 amino acids.